AUGGCGUCAAGACUGUUUUACCGACCUGGCUUGUCAACAGCCAUAUCAUUUCGAAAUCAUCGUUUUGUUCGGAAAAACAACUGCUUCCUUUCCUAUCUGAAAGAGGGGAAAGUGGCUGUUAGACUCGCAAAUGCUGAUGAUUUUGAUGACAUAGUAAAGCUGUCGAAGAGGGUGGAAGACAGUUUCGACUAUGUUCCCUACAGGUUCUAUAAGUGGCUUGCGGCACCCAACAGAAUCACUAUAGUUGCCGAGAAAGGAGCGAAAGUGGUGGGUUUUAUGGGUUGCAGCGUCGUUGACGGGAAGGAGUCGAUGGUUCUUGAAGCCGCAAGAGUUGAUCCUGAUCAUAGAAAUCAAGGCAUUUACAUUUCUCUUAUCAGUUUUGGGAUUGAGCAAACCCGGGAAGAAUUUCCGACAGUGGUGCGCUUAAGGUACUCGUUGUGGUCUGGAAGUUACAAAGGAAUAAAAAAUGCAGCCCUGAAAUUUCAGCUGGAAGGUAAAGAAGUGCAAUGUUACGAUUUUCUAACUUACAAAGUUGAGCCAGAGCAUGUCAAUUUUGGAUGCAAAAUGCAAAACUGCCCGAAACUUGUGCCGUGCACAAAGGAUGCAUUCCAAAAACGUAUCCUUGACAAGGCUGUUACCACUGCGCUAUUUUCUAAUAAUAUUCUUGUUGUUGACUGGUUUCCUUUUGAAGCCAUCCCAUCCAAUAUCGAACACAUCAUAUUGUAUCAGGAUCGAUAUUUAAUCGAUUUGUCAAGCGGUUGUCAUGGAAACUUGACACCGUCGUCUCUUAGUCUUGGAAGAUUCGUGAAGGUUAUUUCUGGAACGUUAUGGACUUCAACAAUCUAUGCUAAGGACUCAAAGCUUUGUCAGUCCCAUGUGAUCCAUCAGUUGAUGAGUGCCUGUGCAAGUGCACAAAGGAGCUUCCUGUUUAGCUCCUAUCAAGAUCCCUCUCUUACCGAGUAUUGCAAAGAAGCUCUGAAGGACUUUCCGGGCGUUAAAAGUAUGAGUAAUGGCGAAUCUAUCCAAAAAAUGUAUAUCCUUGAAGUUGACCUGAGAGGUUGGAGGCAUCGCAAUCGAUGA
This is a messenger RNA of Stylophora pistillata, 1080 nucleotides long. RefSeq names its product histidine N-acetyltransferase-like. NCBI's taxonomy places the organism in Eukaryota, Metazoa, Cnidaria, Anthozoa, Scleractinia, Pocilloporidae. The record is from RefSeq and is a predicted model, not a curated record.